AUGACAAAAUUUAGUCAGUCAGGCGUAACCCCCGAGAAUGGGAUCAUUUCGGGCGAUGAGAGUUCAAAUAGAGAUGAGGAAAAGAUAAAUUUCACCGAGGUUGUCGCCCCAGACGAUGAUAAUCCACCAGAUGGAGGGCUACAAGCAUGGCUCCAGGUCGUCGGAUCGUAUUCGCUUUACUUCAAUACUUGGGGAACGAUCAAUACAUUUGGCGUGUAUCAAACGUACUACGAGACUGAAUUGCUUCGGCAUAUGUCGCCAUCUGCUAUAUCGUGGAUCGGGUCGCUUCAAUCCUUCCUACUCUUAGCUGUCGGAGUGAUUAGCGGCCCCCUUUACGAUGCUGGCCAUUUGCGGCUGCUUCUUUGCCUCGGACUGGUAUUAGUCACGCUUGGCAUGAUGAUGACUAGCCUUUGCACGGAAUACUGGCAAGUCAUGCUUGCGCAAGCUGUGUGCGUCGGCGUAGGCACAGGAUUUCUGUACAUCCCAUCCGUCGCCAUCAUACCCCAGUAUUUCUCUAAGCGUAAAGCCCUCGCAAUGGGCAUCGUGACUUCCGGUAGCAGUUUCGGUGGCGUGAUCUAUGCCCUCAUGUUCCAAGGCCUGUUACCCCGUGUCGGUUUUGGUUGGACAACUCGUAUCAUGGGUUUCACUUCCUUUGCUACGAUAUCAAUAUCCUUCCUCGUACUACGCAGGCGAACGGCCGCGGUGCACAUACGUUCGCUACUCGAUAUGCAAGCAUUCCAUGAGCGACCAUACGUCAUAUACUGCUUAGGAAUCUGCUUGAGCUACCUCGCGUUUUUCGUACCCAUCUUCUACCUCCAAACGUACGCACUCUCGCACGGUUUAGAGGGCCAGACUGUUGCCCUAUAUCUGGUCGCCAUACACAACGCAGCAUCCGUCUUAGGCCGGCUCACACCGUCUCUCAUAGCGAAUCGCAUCGGUCCUAUUCACACGUUCUUCAUCAGCAUUACACUAGCAGGCGUGACAGCGUUUAGUUGGAUUAAUACGAACUCGGGGGCUGGAAAUAUCGCAUUCGCUGCUUUCUUCGGCUUCUUUACCGGCGGCAUCGUGGCGCUGCCCGCUGUCGUAUUAACCUCGUUCACCCCUGAUCUGAGCCGCCUAGGGACUCGCCUAGGCAUGUCCUCGGUGUUAAAUGGCGUCGCUUCGUUGAUUGGGGCCCCUAUCGCCGGGGCCAUACUAGGCGCCACUGGGAACUAUCUUGGCAUACAGCUCUUUGCCGGAUUUCUGUUCAUGGCAACGGCCGCAUUUAUCGCAGUAUUGCGCUUCGUGAUAACCGGAAAUAAACUGGUUACCAAAGCUUAG
Messenger RNA from Annulohypoxylon maeteangense, 1320 nucleotides. Its product is annotated as putative MFS monocarboxylate transporter. The record is from RefSeq and is a predicted model, not a curated record. Lineage: Eukaryota; Fungi; Ascomycota; Sordariomycetes; Xylariales; Hypoxylaceae. Gene Ontology annotation, cellular component: fungal-type vacuole membrane. The transcript has 2 exons. Gene Ontology annotation, biological process: transmembrane transport. Bases 1 to 1320 code for a protein of 439 amino acids. Gene Ontology annotation, molecular function: transmembrane transporter activity.